This is a messenger RNA of Cladocopium goreaui, 2163 nucleotides long. The record is from the annotation of a GenBank genome assembly. NCBI's taxonomy places the organism in Eukaryota, Dinophyceae, Suessiales, Symbiodiniaceae.
AUGCCAAAGGCAUCACCAUGCAUACUGCUCCGAAAUCAAUUAGUUGGAGAAGACCAACCCACAUGUCAGGACGAAGCAACUGUCAGGUCACUGCUUGGUGGAGCAUUACGGUGGAAGGUGAAGGUGAGACACAUCCCGCGACGUCGGGACAUCGAGCCUGAUCCUGAAACCAGCUGCAUCACCCCGUUGAGGGCCAUGGCGACAGGAGCUACAUCAUCAUCGACGGCCACCACAGACGGAAAAGUGCUCGUGCCUGGACCCCAAGCCUGUCGUACAACAGUCACCAUUUUGGAGGCAGUCACUGGUGGAGGAUUCGGAAGCCAGAUUCCAGCGAGAUUCACCACGUGGCAAGAGGAGGAUGGGCCCUGCACUGACAAGACGGUAGCUAGAUGGAUUGAGAAUGUCCAGAUCCCGAUCAUCUUCGUAGUAUCGUUGGCAUUUGUGUCGAGAAGACAACGGCCUGAAAAGGUGAUCCGUGCAUUGGAAUUUCUUGCUCGAGUCUUCCGAAGUGUGACAGUGCAGCCCGAGCUUGACAUGAAGGUUGAGAGCUUCAUGAAUGGAGCUGGAAGGAUGAUCAAGAUCGUUUACCGUCACUUGUGCUCGGUGGAGUGUGCGGAGCGAGCAGAGGAGAUGUGGGAAGCCUUGAGAUACCAGUACUCCAUGCUGAUUGUGGACGGUGGGACCGUUCGGGACCUUCACAUCAAGAUGACCACAACCACCAUCACCGGCCUGGGGAGCUUGAACAAGACCCAUCCACCAGUUGGAUCGAUCAUCGACCGACUCAGGAAUAAGGGGAAGUUCUUGGAGGUAAACCAAAUGCGCUGGAGCAGGAAGCCAAUUGAAGGACAGGACCUGUUCUCAGAUUGGGUCAACCUGAAGUACAGCCUCGCAUUGGAGAGGGCAGCCGCAGUCACCCACUUGCAGACGACCAUGAUGCUCUCAUCCAUCUUGCACGCAUGGCUCCGAAACUUCCGACUGAAGGACAUCAACAACCUUAUGGUGUGGAGGAUUGUGCAGGUCAUGCGAAUCUUGACCGCUGUGUUCGAUGCCCCAGAGGAUCUUUGGGCACUGGGGGGAUACCACAUCAUGAUGGCGGACAAUGGGUCGUUUCAUGAGGUGAACGCACGGCACACUGCGUUCUCAAACAUGCGGAACUACUUGACUACGGGCGCGACCCACAUUGCCAGCUGGGAUGUUCCUUUGAUGCCACAGGAUGGUCGACUGCCCAAACCGCCGAUCAAACCUCCAUUCUGGGACGCAGAGCCCAUCGAGAUGAGGCCACCAGAUGAAGUUGCCGCUGACCAAGCCCGUCAACAGACAGCCGAGGUGAAAACGAAGGCUAUGCCCAAAAGACCCGCUGCAAGGCCAUGCCGACCUCUGGUGCUACAUCCAGCGACACUGGACCCACCGGGAAGGCAAAGGCUCAAGCAAAGUCGAGACCGGAACCUCCGGGUCAUUCCAGCGCUGCCUUUCGGUUUCACGGAGAAGACUGCGGAGAACAGGGACUACCGAGACUCCAAUGUCAGAACCCGGUACUGGAUGGAACGGGAUGGCGAGAUGUUCCUGCUGUCGAUCAUGCAAGGACCUGCAGCCGGCAAUUCACCAGAUGUGUCCACGUGGCAGCAAUAUCUAAGGAUGUAUCGCUACAUUGUAGCCAAGUGGGAGUUGGCGAAGAAAGGAUCUUUCCUCACCGCCGCAUCACGGAUGCUCCUGAUAGGCCCACAUAACGUUGAUGUUGCGAACGGAACUGAUGUGGGAGGAUUGAGGAGGAGAAUCGCCAGUUCAAUUGGUGGAGAAAUCGUCGACAGACCACAUACCCCCAAAGAUGGAGACAACUUGUCUGGGAAGUUCCGCAAAGGGACAAUUGUGCUGAUCACGGAUCUGAGGAACCAAGUAUGCACAGCGACAUGUGCCAAUGAUGUUGGCAUGGGAUUGCAGGACACGGGGUGGGAGAUAGUGCUGUUCAAAAUCCACGAAUCGAAGUGCCCGUUGCCGCUGGAAAAGUUCAUUGAUACAUUGGACAAGGCGAUGAUGUUCUUGAAGGAGAAGAGCCAGGAAGGCGAUGUCACGGUGCACGUCUGGCUAUCACUGCAGUUUGUGUUGGGGCAGAACCCACCGGGCCAUACAUGGUCUUGGUCGACAACCUCUUUGCAGAAAGAUUGA